This is a messenger RNA of Hemibagrus wyckioides, 6415 nucleotides long. RefSeq names its product ubiquitin specific peptidase 54a (gene usp54a). The record is from RefSeq and is a predicted model, not a curated record. The coding region runs from base 608 to 5005 and encodes 1465 amino acids. The transcript is spliced from 22 exons. NCBI's taxonomy places the organism in Eukaryota, Metazoa, Chordata, Actinopteri, Siluriformes, Bagridae. Gene Ontology annotation, biological process: protein deubiquitination. Gene Ontology annotation, molecular function: cysteine-type deubiquitinase activity.
UGUGUGUGUGGGGCAGUGCUGAAAUUUGUUCAGCUUGUAGAAGGGCCGAGGGAGAGAAACUAACGGGAACUACUGAGGGAGCGACCCGCUGUGUCUUCAAUACUUUCUCAUCUCAUUUUCCUAACAGAUAAAUAGAGAAGAUCUGAAGUGCGAGUUUUCACACCCUGCUGAUAUGUUUACAAGCUAGGGGAAAGACGAGACGCUGACCCUCUUCUUCCACAAAAAUCUACCAGUGGCUGUUUUGGACUGUGGUGAUCAAAGUGGAGAUUAGAACAUCCCCCUCAAACCUGAGACCCACUGCACAAAAGUCUGUGAGAUUCCACGAACAAGACCUCAGAGAUAGGGUGCAGAUAAGAGAGGUGUGAAAAGUAGAGGACAAGUGUGUAAGUCAGCCCGGGACAGCUCUAUUGAAAUUCAUGAUUUUUUCCCCCCUGCCCCUUGGUGAUGCUUUAUAAGCCUGAAACUCAGAGCAAGCCAAGGAAUUAGGUCAUGCUAGCCCAUGAAAGAGCUCUUUUUGGACAUUUUAUUCUAGUCUUGUCUGUUUUGAGAAUAUGACCCUGAGGUUGGUGUUACUGGGACAGACUGGUUGCUGAAAGCCAAUUCCACCAUGUCCUGGAAAAGGAACUACUUUGCAUCAGGCAGCAGUGGGCUGCAGGGCAUCUUUACCCCACGCACCAUGACCUCCAUUGCUCCCAGCAAAGGGCUCAGCAAUGAGCCAGGACAGAACAGCUGCUUCCUCAACAGUGCUCUGCAGGUCCUCUGGCACCUGGAUAUUUUCCGCAGAAGCUUCAGGCAGCUAACCACACACAAGUGCAUGGAGGACUCUUGCAUCUUCUGCGCUCUCAAGAGCAUCUUCGUGCAGUUUCAGUACAGCACAGAAAAGGUGUUACCUUCUGACGCUCUGCGUACGGCUCUGGCCAAGACGUUUCAGGAUGAGCAGCGCUUCCAGCUGGGCAUCAUGGACGACGCUGCUGAGUGCUUUGAGAACAUCCUCAUGCGUAUCCACUUUCACAUCGCUGAUGAGAGCAAGGAGGACAUCUGCACGGCAAAACACUGCAUUCCACACCAGAAGUUUGCUAUGACGCUCUUCGAGCAGUGUGUGUGUGGUAGCUGUGGAGCGUCAUCAGAUCCUCUGCCCUUCAUUCAGAUGGUGCACUACAUCUCCACCACCUCUCUGUGUAACCAGGCUGUAAGGAUGUUGGAGUGCAGGGAGAAACCAACUCCUGAUAUGUUUGGGGAGCUUCUUAGAAACGCCAGCACCGUGGGAGACCUGCGCAACUGUCCAGGUAACUGUGGAGAAAAACUCCGUAUUCGUCGCGUGCUCAUGAACUCUCCCGAGAUCAUCACCAUCGGCCUGGUGUGGGACUCGGAAAACUCAGACCUCGCUGAGGAUGUCAUUCACAGCCUGGGCACCAUCCUGCGUCUCGGAGACCUCUUCUCCAGGGUGACAGAGGAGAAGGCCAGACAGGCAGAGCUCUACCUAGUGGGCAUGGUGUGUUACUACGGCAAACACUACUCCACUUUCUUCUUCCAGACCAAGAUCCGGAAAUGGAUGUAUUUCGAUGAUGCACAUGUCAAAGAGAUUGGGCCGAAAUGGAGGGAUGUGGUGUCUCGUUGUAUAAAGGGUCAUUACCAGCCGCUUUUGCUGCUCUACGCUGACCCCCGUGGCACACCGGUGUCUAUACAGGACCUGACGUCUCGUUUGGACCUUCACCACUACACCAAAACCUACUACGACAGUGAGGACUCUGGGCGUGAGCCGUCCAUUUCGAGUGACACACGAACAGACUCCUCGACAGACAGCUACAGCUAUAAACAUUCCCACUCGCACCACGAGUCUAUGGCCUCACACUUCUCAUCAGACUCCCAAGGAACCAUAGUUUGCAACCCUGAAAACGGUGCAUCGCAUAGCAGUCUGGAUACUACAGGCCCUUUGACUGACAGCGAGCCUGCUCAGCGUCACACACCUAGAAAAAUUGGGAUCACAGAUAGGAAGAGUGGAGUCGUGGACAGGAAGAGGAGUGCCAGCCGACCCCGCCGAUUUGAGGAGAGAAGUCGAUCCUCUAAGACUGACGAGGUGUCUUCUGCAGGAUACCACAGUGAAGGCGAGACUCUGAAAGAGCAACAGGUCCCUCGGGGCACUCCUAAACCCUGCUCGAGCCGACUGCGGGACUUUAAGGAAAGCAUGAGCAGCAUCAUCCUAAACCGGCCACUAUCCGCCGACAGCACCAGCAGCGAGUCCAGGUCCAGCUCCGGUGGAGGACAGUACAGGCCAGCCUGGAAACCACGCCGAGACACUCUCAACAUCGACAGCAUCUUCAGCAGGGAGAGACGCAAGCAGGCCGGCUACGCGCCACUGGGCACCGUAUUACCUGAGGAUCCCAGCCACAAGGGGGCGCUGACAGGCUCACUAGCUCAAAUGGGUUUUGGCGCCAGUUCUGCAUCUAAGACGCUGCCAUCAGCUCAGGGGAAGAGGAUGGAACCUCCUCGGCUCAUCCAGAGGAUGGAGAGCGGGUAUGAAAGCAGUGAGAGGAACAGCAACAGUCCGGUGAGCCUGGACAUCCCCAUUAAUGAGGGAGCUGUGAACGGAUCACACAGUUUAAAAGACACAGGUUUGAUGAAGCCUCCCCCCGGUGUCGGCCCCGCAUGGAAGAGUGUACAGAAGUCAAAAAGCAGCAGUUCCCUCCUGCAGGAUGUCAAAGCCUCCAUCAGAGGAACCAGUCAUAUGAGCCCAGCCUCAGAGGGCCGAAGCGAGCUGGACGAGCUCCAGGAGGAGGUGGCACGAAAGGCAAAAGAACAGGAGAUGCAGAGGAGGCAAGAAAAAGAGAAAGAAGCAGCCAUGGGCUUCAACCCCAAACCCAGCAAGUUCAUGGACCUGGAUGAGCUGCAGAACCAAGGUAAAGGGGACGGUUUUGAGCGGUGUGUGCUGGACGCUGAAGCUCUGUUAGAUCAGUCUCUGAGGCUGGAGCAGGCAGGCGAGGUCGCUGCCGCACUCUCUGUGGUUAACGAAGCCGUGUCCAAACUCAGGCAUGCCAUGCAUGAGGGCAGUGCUAACGGGCAGGGCAGGACAGUGGCUGAGGCCCGACAGCAAAAGUGUAUGAGGAGGGCGCGAGGCCUGCAGCAGCGCAUGCAGCAGCAGGAGAAACAGCAGCAGCAACAACAGCAGCAGCAAGAGGAGAAGGAGGAGGUGGAGGAGGAGAGGGAGGAAGAGCAGGAGCAAAAGCUGCCUUUCAGUGAACAGCCUGUCAAGAUCCAAAUACUUCUGACAGAUGCUCAAGAAGAGGUUGUGGAUGCGCUCUCAGAAUCUUCCUUAGGCCCACCAUUACCAUCCUCCAUCAUGCCCCAUUCCCCUGCUCCAUCCACUCCCGAUCUCUCCCACUCCUACUUCAGAGAGAGCCCUGAACAUCGUUCAUCCAGCGAUUACCGCCAGCGUCAACACACUCACUCAGACUCACAGGAGCGUUCCUCUUCUUCUGCCUGCUCCACCUGUAAACCUAGUGCCAGCCCUGUGUCUGUGUUCGCAGUAAACAGCCCCCCCCAGAUGCCUUCACCAGCCAGAGACAGACCCGAAGCUCACACACACGGACACAAUCAUCACCCACCUGUGUCCCGGAGCUUCAGCGUCCCUCGCUCUUCCUCUUCUUCUGACCACUACAGCUUAGAGGAGAAGCCGCAGAUGCUCCACCCACAACAUUCACCACAUAUCAACCCUCUGCCACCACAGCAUCAUGAUACCCUUCCACCUGCACAGAAUUCUAUCCCAUCUUCCCCUUCAUCUUCCUGCCUCAUACCACGCUCCAACUCACCGGCCAGGCCUAUGCCUGUAGAGCGCUGGGCUGAAAACGUCACCAGAUACUACAACUCCCAAAAUGCUUCGCAGCCAUGUGGCUCGCCUUGUGAAGAAUUGUCUGAACUCGACUCACUCUACAGAGCCAGCUUGCGGGCUCCCAGCAAACCCAGAGGCUCUAGCGGGCCCAGUCCACACCCCACCGGAAGACAAGGUCCUGCAGCAGCACGCAGACUCGUGUCUGGACACUCAGGCUCGCUUGGUCGCUCCAAAACACCCACUGCUGAGAUUGAAAGGAGUGCCUACAGAACACCAGAAUACAUCAGCACUCCAGAACACAGACCUGUUACGCCUACGGUGUGUGACGUACCGGUGAGUGAGGAUCAGAUGUACAGUGCUGAGAAUCUGCGUCGCAUAGCUCGCAGUCUGAGCGGCACAGUCGUCAGAGGACGGGCCGAAAACGCUGUUCCUUCUCGCAGCUUUGACGCCCCUGCUUCGAGAAUUGCUAAGCAUGCGGAUCCUCGAUUGAACCCACGCCACUCCAACACCUCCCUGCAUGCGGCACCUGUUACCCACAAUCCUUCAGUUUUCUCCCACCACCCUGAGCACCAGUACCUGCACCCACCUCAGCAGCAACCUCCCCUUCUUCCUCCAUCACAGCGGCCCACUCGAGGACAUCCAGGGUCUGCAGGAGAUCCCCAGAAGGUGGACAGGUUUCUGGCUGUGCUUGACCGGGGUGAAGCUUUUGCCCACAGUAGCUCCCACAAUGUGGCGAUGAGCUACGGGACUCUUCCUCGGGCGCCCCGGAGAUCAGCUCCUCCUGCUCCAUCCAUGACUCAGGCCAGAGUUGGACAAGCUGCUCGCCCCGAGGCCUGGAACUACAAAGAUCCCCGUUAUGCCACCCUGGCUCACUCAGGCCACUCGGCGCCCGCUAGCAGACCUGUGGACAUUCCUCAACGCCAACCUCAACGUGCCAGCUUACCCAGACAGCCGCUGUCUGUGCCCGCUGCUCAGCCCACGCGUAUGGAUAUGCCACCAGAGGGAGACUGGAGGACUGCUACGUUCAGAGCAGGUCACCCGGAUGGCCAGGUGUACAGAACCCGACGUGGUUCUCACGUUCAGCUCUGUUCCCUGUGCCAGCAGUCUCCAGCUGAGCCCAUGGGCCCCUACUGCCAGGCCUGCAUUACCUACAGAAAUCGCUACAGGCAGGCCAACUAAGCGCCACCUCAUGGAAAUUCCAGCUCCAUGUACAUGAUCAUGUCACAUACAUACAUACAUACAUACAUACAUACAUACAUACAUACAUACAUACACACACAUACAUACAUACAUACAUACACACACACACACACACAUACACACAUAAAUCUAUAUGAUGAUGAGUAAAAAUGAAGGAGCAUCAUACACCAGCUCAUUUCUUUCCUUUGCUUACUGCUUUCAACUCCUUCACCUUGCCCUGUUGGUUGAGUCCUACUUUUACAAACCUUUUUUUUUUUCUUGAAGAAGAAUGGCCUCUAACUGAUGGUGUGAUGCAUCACAUCUGCACUGUGCGUGUCAUGCCGGCUGAAGACUGUUUUAGACUCUGGAUUUAGACUUCUCAGUCACCUUUUAACGGCUUAACUCAAACGGGAAGAACUUAAUCCAUUCCUUGAAUGACCUGCCAGUUUGAUUGGUAUUUAACUAGUGUUUUGGUAAGAGUGCAUUUUUUUUUUAUGAGGACACGAAGCACAAAUUCAAGACAAGACAGACAAAGCUUACUAUUUUUGGAUUACUGAACCAUAGGCCUGGAUUAUACAACUGACACUCAUUUUAUUAUAGAUUUCUGAAUAACUUCUUGCAUACUAGAAUAAGCUGAGUGAAGUAAAUUAUAAGGAAAUGUGAAAGAGGUAAUAGCAGUGGAGUAGAAAUGUUGCACUGUGAUGAGAAGCGAAGAGAACAUUUUCAUUUGUUUUUGUUCUAGUUUCAUGUCAUGUCAAGUGGCUCACUGAAAAGCACUCAUGACAUAAAUAGGAUCAUCUAUUUCAGUAUAAAAUUUGACAAACUUGUCACAUGAAAAUAAUAGUCUAAGAGAUUUUAAAGGCAUUCUAAAUCUGAAAUAUCAGUGUUAAACUCACCAACAUGCCAGGUACAGCAGUUCAGAAGAAGACCUGCAACUUUUUUUGCUCAGCAUUAACGCUAAUGAAGAGUCUGGUUCGGGUUUAUUAAAGAUAAAACAUAUCUGUUUUACUCUUAAAAAUUUAGCUACUCUGCGUCUGGCAGGUAUUUUAUUUUAUUUUAUAAAUCUACAAUGUAACCGAAACCAAAACUGUGAAGUGAGCUGAGAAUUUUGUAUCAUUUAGAAAACCUAAUGCAUUAAGUAGUUCUUUGAACGCAGGCCAAUUAACCCACAGCAGCAUCACAAUAUAUAUACAGCCAUGAGAUGCUACUGAUUACUUCAGUAUUUAAGAUUUAAUCAUCUUGCUUCAGACCAUUUAUACAACUGCAUGGUACACAUAGCUUCAGUUAAAGCAGAAGUGGUAUUUAAAGCCCUUGGUUGCUUGAGACCUAGUCUUACCUGACUUCCUGUUCUCUACAGUUGACCCCAUCCCCUUUGUUACAGCAACAUAUAUCUUGAGAGUUGCCUUUGAA